CGAACUGUACAUCAAUCCGCUUAUGUCUCUGCGUAUCGAGAAACUGCCUGAUGUUCACAUACACGACUCUCAUUUCCUUCUUGGCUUGUCUCCUUCUUGGUAUUCCUUACCCCUCCUAUCAAUCUGAUCAAAAUAUAUUCCCGGAAACUGAAGGAUUCAAUCUUCAAAUGUCAAACAACCUGUCAGAAGGUGGUUUUCAUGGAUCAUUCGGAGUCACAUGGUUUCCCCGGUGCCGAUUCGGGGGUAGAUUCGGCGGUGUAGCGAUAGUUUGGCCUGCAAAGGGCGGCUACUAUCACCAUUUGUGCUCAGUAGCAGAAUUGGAGUUCCUUGGCAUCGAUCGAUUCGAGACCGCCAACAAGUCAGACGAGCCUGACAAGGAGGAGGCUCACUGUGCCAAAAUGCGUCAGCUUGGAGCCAAAUGGUAUCGCGACCCCUUCCACCAACUUUCGGACCAGGACAAGAACGAAGAUCCCGAUGCUCCCCGCUUGUUCGUGGGCUGGCCGGCCGACGGUGGUGUCUGGGCUAUACAUACUACCUUGUUUGACUCUGAGAUGAGAGGUCUGGGAAGGAUCGGAAACGCUUUUACUAUGUCAGAGCGUUGUGAAGUAAUAAAACAGCUUGGCGGUUCAUUCUAUAAGGAUCCUAAGGAGUGUUCUUUUCUUGAUCUCGAUGGCUCUAAAGAUGAAGAGAAGCAAUAAAAUAGAAGUAGGGUUAUGUCUGGCGACGACAUCUUCUGGUACGAGAACGAACAUGGCUGGGAGUGACGAUGGAGAUGGAACUGAUAGACUUAGAAUGGACGAAUGAACUUCGGAAUGUCGAGCCUUGUGCUGAACGGAUUGGCAUGACAUGGCUGUAGUUAUAACAUCCUGAAUCUGAGUCUAAGCUAUUCUGUCAUGGAGUAGGCUUUGGUCUCCCAUGUCUAAGAAUUUCAAUUCAAAGUCUCCCCACAUCUCGCCUUGCGACUCUAUCACCCC
Molecule: messenger RNA, 974 nt
Organism: Fusarium verticillioides 7600
Lineage: Eukaryota; Fungi; Ascomycota; Sordariomycetes; Hypocreales; Nectriaceae
Exons: 1
Coding region: 51-698 (215 amino acids)
Source: RefSeq, a predicted model, not a curated record